AUGGCUAGCACUCCGGCAUACGCACCCACAUCUUAUACGCCGCUAAAGGGCCUUCAGAUAAAAAAGCCACCACAGACCCUCCCACUCUUCGGUUAUGGGCCGGCCGGUCUGUUUUACUUUGAUCAUGAUACGGUGCUCUACCAGGAUCCCGGUGCCUCGCCGCCUGUUGUGGAUCCUAGCUAUAGCCUGCAACAAACAACUGAAGGAGACAACCACGAACUUCAAAGUUAUGAUCACGAUGAAGCCGUUAACACUGUUGAAAAUUGUGCAAAUUUAUCAAGAACCUGGGGUAGAACCUGGGGCCACUGGGUGAAAACGGAUUUGAAGGAAUUUGGUGAUAAUAAGAUUCCUUUCUUGAACCGUGUGGCUCGCAUAUGUACCGAAGCUCGAAUUCUCAGAUGUGAGAACCCAAAUUGUCGGCGGAGCCGCCAAAGUUUACAGAAAGUGGUUCCAAUCUCACAGUGGACGAACUUCCGGGAUUGGGUUAUGACAGUUAUAUCUUGCCAAAUGUCUGUUUCUCAUCAAGAAAGAGACGGUUUGCCGUCCGACUCAAAGUUCUUUCAUCUUGCGGCCUCGAUCACGGUUCUUAAUGGACUUCUUGAAGAAUAUAAACGGGAGGGUAACUUCUAUGAUGGUGUCUCCUUGAGAGAUGACAAAGGUGGGCUUCGAGAGACUGAUCCUUUUGCGGUCUGUGAAAUCAUAUAUUGGGCGAUCAGGGUGCAAAGAGAUUUCGGAACUUCGGAUUACUCGGAAGGAAUAUGGUCACCACACUUCAUACCUCUGAAUGUUUAUGGUAGAACUGUCAAAAUGGCCACUUUCGACGCAAAUAGCCUGAGCAUAUGUCCGAAUCGUCUGUGGAAUUUACGAAAUGCGACUGAAAGAGGAGAAGUGGAUUUCCCGGCUCUAAUGGAACUUGUUAAAGCCAAUCCGCUCCUAUCACACCAAGGACACGAGGAUUGUUUAACAAAUUCUUGCACCCUAACUACACUCGAUUCUACAAGGGUUCACCGGUUGCAUAAAUGUGAAGUAAUGAAUACUUCCGGGUCCUUAAACACGAUUCUACAACCCCAGCUGAGGACUGGCGCACACGACUCGACCUGCAAAUCCAAGAUGCUAUUCGACCCUGCAAUUCUCAACAAAGCUGCUGAAAACCCGAUAUUUUGGACCGUUUGGUCAAUAAACCAACCUCCCCAACUUCUCGAAAUGGGAAGGAAAUAUGCAGCAAUAUCACACGUAUGGUCCGAUGGCACAGGUAUCGGACUAGGGACAGUUGGAGAAGUCAACGCCUGCCUAUUCGACUAUUUUGCGGGCUGUAUUCGGGACGUUAGUCCAGAGAUUGAAGGGAUCUGGUGGGAUACCAUAUCUAUACCCACAGAGCCAAUAGCAAGGAGAAAGGCCAUCAAUGAGAUGCACAACUAUUAUGCGAAUGCGGAAUGUACGAUUCUUCACGACACAUAUCUGACUGAAUUCGAGUGGAAGGACGAUGGAAGCCCUUGCCUUGCAAUUGUUCUUUCUUCAUGGUUUACUCGCGGUUGGACGGCCCUUGAGUUCAUCAUGUCCAAGAAUAUAAAGGUAAUCUUUAAGGAUCCUAUAACGGGUGGCCAUAUUAUCAAGGAUCUCGACAAAGAUGUACUUGCUCAGGAAGCCUGUCGAACAUCCACGGGGCAUUUGAUCGCGUCUUCGAUCCUGAAACGGCUGCGUAGUCCAAUACAUUCGAUACACGAUUUAUUAUUGGUAUUAAAACCAAGGAGUACUUCUUGGGCCCGUGAUAAGAUGCUUAUUGCGGCUUUACUCGCGGAAAUCGAAAUUCAAGCUGGCGACACCUCGCAGGGUCUUACAAAACGAGUACUUUCAAAAUUUGGACGAAUCGAUGCUUUGGCGCUUAUGCACGACCAACCGACUAUAGCAGAGUCUGGGGGGUGGUCUUGGUGUCCCCAGUCGUUGUACGACAUGCCGGUCGGAGAACUCAACGAUUAUGGAGAGGAGUUCAAAAUCGGAGACGAUGGAUCCGUAGAUGGUCGAUGGUAUUGUCGUCGUGUCGACCGGGAGGAUACUUUCAAUGGGAUAAUCCCUGCAUCUUCUCACCCACAAGUAAUAUUCAAGGUCCAAAACGCUCUUAAGGACUGGCAUAAUUGUGGUUUAUUAAGAAAACACUCCUCCGAUAAAGGGCCCUGUUUACUAGUCGAGUUGCCCAAGAUGGGUAUACACGGCAUUAACACCGCGGAAGAAGGUCAGCCGAUAUUCCACAGAUCUGUGGCUGGUAGUGUAUUAUGGCAUAAGCAGAGCCCUGGGGAAACUACAAAAGAGCAUGCGCUGCUAGAUAUUAUAAGAUCCGAGUGUGGUUACAUAGGUACGGUUCAUGUAUACGAGCUUGGUCGGUUACCAAACGGAAAGUCAGCCAAUCCAAAUCGCUCUAGCUAUGUUGCAGGAAUGUAUAGAAUUUUCCACGGCGGCUCGUACUAUCACCCCGACGAACCAGGAAGGAUUGGAAACCACAAUCUACAAGGUUCUAACGACAAUUUUGCAUGGUUGCAUCGAAAAGUUUGGAUUGGUAACCAAACAGAUGCCGGAACUCUCUUGGUCCCUCGGUAUGAUCGAGUAGCUGGGAAAACGGUCCUACAAAUCGUCAAAUCGGUCAAAAAGGUCCAGAAUUUCAGUUAUUCCUCAAAUUCACCGUUUAGUGCUAGUCCUUUUACAUUACCAGAUCAAAUCUCCCCUCCUAGCUGGCAACUGGAAACGGAAUCGUUCAUGACGGCUAGUGAUAAAGAUCAUGGAGUUUUUCGAUACAAAGCGAAGGAAAUGAUAUUUCGUCGCAUCAAACCCGACCCGCUCUGGCCACCGAUAGAAAUACCUUCGAAAGAUAGGACGAUAGUCGAUUGGAGACAUACGACCGGGCCUGAUGACGGUGGAGACUAUAGCAAAGAUUUAUUCCAAGUUUUUGACGAAGAAAAAUUGUACACGUAUGCUGCGUUGGACAAAGGGUUACUUGUGCCGACGGAAGAUAGGUCAUAUCAAGGGAUAUGGAUUUCUCAGGGUAGUGCUGGACCGCUCUUCGGAAUGGGAAACGUACACUUCCAUUUUGUGCUCUUUAUCCAACAGGAUGAAACUCAUCUAUCGGCAUUGUCUCUUAGCGGAGACCAGUUCAUACGUAGAGGCGAGGUUAUAUUCCAAACCAAUAAUCUUCCUCGACCCGGAGAAUCUGAGUUUGAGGAUAAACCCCAAACAAUUGAUGCGUACCCUCCACGAGAUUAUCAACAAGAUAGCAGUUACUUAGUAAAACUGCAUCUUCGUGGCAAAGACGAAGUAAUAGCGGAAAAUUUGCGUAAAAUGGAAGUUUACAAGACUGAGAUGAUGUUCACACGGUUGCCUUCAAAUCUACUUUUUGACUUGAUGGAGAAAGAUGCCUUUGAGGAAUCCACUGUUGCUCGAAGGGGACUAGGCGCUCUUUAUAAGAUUUUGAAUCAACGGUAG
This is a messenger RNA of Orbilia oligospora ATCC 24927, 3471 nucleotides long. RefSeq lists its product as uncharacterized. NCBI's taxonomy places the organism in Eukaryota, Fungi, Ascomycota, Orbiliomycetes, Orbiliales, Orbiliaceae. The record is from RefSeq and is a predicted model, not a curated record. The coding region runs from base 1 to 3471 and encodes 1156 amino acids. The transcript is spliced from 3 exons.